UACUCAUGCUUUUAUUAUGCCACAGCCUCAUUUAAUAUGUCAGAAUGGCAUUUUCAUUAUGGUCCUGGGUCGCGAGCCACUAAAAAAUCAAACCACUCACUCCCACAUGACAGAGAGUGAUAUUUCCAUCCAGACAGACUGGGACUCUGGUUGGUAAACAUGAGCUGCUCUUUACUGACGUUGUAUCACAUGGUUCCUGCGUAUUGAAAUUCAAAUCUUUCCUACACUCCAGCAUUCCACGGCCUUUUGCUGCCACCGGAGCUGGCGACGUGUGAGGUUGGUGAGAGGAAUUUGAAAUCACUUUGGAUUGCCGAGUGGCACUUUGACAGCUCAGUGUGAUCUGACAGGAGUAAACACAGGCUGAGGGACAGGGCUCAUAGUCAACGCUGUCAGACUGAAUCGAAUACAUAGACACAAGGGAAGUAGCUAAGAUAUUGUAGCAUGCUAUUUAAUUUAAGAUAUCUUAUUGUUCAUUUUUAAAACUAUAGCAUGCUAACACACUACACAAAGAUUAAAAUACACACAGAGGGCAGCAAGCAAGACUGUGGACCAUGGACAAUAUCUAAAGAUGGUCAAUGCAGACUCGAUUUCCUUCCACUAUCCAGAAAUGAAGCCAAAAUUUACCUGAUACGAUGGCCGCCAUUUUGCAUGUUCUGGGCCAGAGUCUGCGCAGUAGGGAUCAGGGAAAGGAGCUCAACAGUGAGGUCCUGCCGGAAUAUGGCUUUGGCUUAAUAUAAUGUAGUGUAGCUAUGUAAUCAAGUAAUAUCCCUGCAAUAAACAUUACAUAAAAAGUUGAUCUUAUUGUGGAGAUAAAUUCCAUUUUUUGUUGUAUUGCACAGUUAAACUGAAAUGUCUUUCUUCUUCUGUAUAUUUACAUUGGCACAGAACUACCCUGUUUACAUGCAGGAUCUGCAGGUACAAUAUAUUAAGAAACAAUUUAUAAUAUACAGUCUAGUGCCGCAGCUCAAAAUGAGCCUAAUAACUUCCCAUAGAGACGAUUCAACACUAACUAAUGCAUUUUACAUUGGCACAGAACUAAUUGAAGUUUCUACGUCUCUCGUUAUUCGGUUUUUCCCUAACCAUGUGCCAAUCAAAGUCUACACUUUGAAUAAUGUUUAAUUAGUUACUUGAUAUUUUAAAGAGCAUCUAAAUACAGUGUCAGGCAGUUUCCGAGCACUGAUUUGAAACCUUGAGGUGCUAAGCAUCGCCAACUUAACUGGCAAUAACAUUGUGUCCUGUUUUCCUUUGCCGUUUUAAUGGCUCCAGUAUGUUCUUUUGGUUUUACAUUUAAAGUCGAGAACUUCUUGCUCUGAUCAGAUUACUUCUGUAAGAUGCAUUAGUUUGAGUAGCAAGAGGGUGACGUUCUUAAAUAAACCAGUUCUGUUAAAUGAAACAAAAUAGCCCCAACGGACACAUGAUGCACAUGUUUGACAGCAGCGUAAAGCCUAAAAGAAUAUGUAUAUUUUGAGAUGUUGCUAUGCCGUUUGCUAUUUGUGUGAAUGAGUGUUGCUUAAGUUCCACCACAGUGUUUAUCCGGCUGGUGUGUGACCUUGGUUGGGUGCUGCCUCUGGAGAGCUUGGAACAGACAACUCCUCCAUAACAACUGCACUGCUGGCUUCAGACGUGGAUUCCUCUGGCACCAGACCAGGGAUCUUACUGCCAUCUGGUGGAGAAAAAGAAUAGCAGAAAUAACAACAUUUCACUGAAAGUCACCUAAACAAUAUCAUCACAAAAACAUAACAAGGGAUAUUAUGUGCCAAAAAAAUCCUAACAAAUAUUUAUUGUAGGUAGUUAUUACUACUUUAAGGGAUAGUUGACAGAUAAUUGAAAAUUCCCUCAUUAUCCACUCACUGCUGGAGAGGUGGGUGAAGUGUUUGAGUCCGCAACACACUUCUGGAGUUUCAAGGGUUGCAGGGGAGGGGCUUUUUGCGUUUUACGUUUCAUCAACCCCUCCACCGGUCAAAGUGGUGAGUAGAUAAUGAGCGAUUUUCAUUUUUGUUGAAGUAUUCCUUUAUUAUUGAAAUGAAAACGUUGUCGUUCUUUUAUUUUGAAAGCCUACAGGAAGCGUCACUGUCAUUCACCUGUUGCCAGGGGCAACACAAGCACCGGGCGACGCGGACAGGAACAGUUUCUGGCAGGUUUUUACUCUACAUACGUUUUUUAUUCUGUAUCUGUCUGUGUUCAUAUUCAGGGAGAAGAAAUGCCAGAGAGACUUAUUCCCCUUGAUAUUUAUACAUAUUUUAUGAAAGUUUAUCAGCGUGUUACUUUUCUGAGCACCAAGAAUAACCGAUCUGAUUUUCUCCACUUGUCUGGAGACACAUGCUCGUUUAUAUGACUGUCAGUCCCACUGUAGCUGAUACUGGGAAUAGUCUUUGAGUUCUCACCCAUCCAUAGACACCACGAUCAGGCAUGUGGAUCUGAUAGCUGUGGAGCUUUUCUUGGUUCGUUUUGAGUCCAACCCCCUGAGAGCAGACAAACAAUCCAAUAAACUUUCAUAAACCAGUAAAUAUCUCAUUGAAUAAAUCACACGGAGCUUUAGUUUCUCUCAGACAGUGUGGUGGUGGCAGUGGCAGCAAAGGCGGCUGCCUCUAAAUUGCGUGUCAUCCGUAGACUGGAGGCAUCACAGGCAGCUUCCUUUAAACAGUGUAGCAACAAAGACAGCGGCCUCUACAUAUCAUCGGCGGGUUUUGUUGACACCGGAAGUGCCUCUCCGAUCCACCGCGGCCACGAUUUGAACUUGUCUUUACUGAAAUGCCACCGAAACCCAGUAAGAAGGGCUCGGCCAAGAAACCCAACGGAGAGGCGCCUGACAACCCGAACUGGGAGGCGGGUCUCACCGAAGCCCAGUUUGAAGAGGACUCAUGGCGGGCCUGUGUCUCCUUCGUGGUUGGGGGAAGUCUUGAGGUGGACGAGCUGAUCCAGGCUCUGGCCGUACAGCCAUCUCAACGCAAACUAUUCACCUUGCUCACCUUGGACAGCACCAUCGCAAUGAUCCAGGUUUUGGGGAAUCCAAAAUCAAAAAAAAGUAAUGAUACCCCCGUGUUCUAUGAGGUUACAGAGUCGGCCAAGCAGCUGUUAGAUGCAGGAGAAGAGAUUCCCUGUGACCUGAUGGCAAAAAUACUGAAGUUCCAGCUGCUUCAGGUCAAAGCCAAAGAUCAGGAGAGGAGGGCGGCUGAGCAGGAACUGGAAGAGAUGGCAAAGGCCGGUUCAACCCCUGUCAAAAAGGGCGCUGACAAAAAGGGAAAGGGUCCGCCUCCCGUUGAGAAGAAAACCAAUCUCAAACGCAGGGGUGACGUUGAGCCAAUUGCAUUCAUGGAUGAUGAGCCAGACGAUGGUCCUCAGCACUACAUCCUGCUGCUGGGUUUCCACCAGCCCCACCUGAUCUUGAUCCUUGAUGCCAUUGGUGUACAUGUAGCCAAUGUCAUCAAAGUGUGUUCACAGAAGGAACAACAAACGUCUCAGGGCAACAAGCAGCGUCAAUGUGCAUCUCCAGUGUUGGAUGCAGACUCAGGCAGGAUGGAGCAGGCUGCACGGGCCAGGAGACUGGAUCUUUUCUGGGCAGGCCUGAGACCAGUUUUGGACAGUGUACCACCCAACUCCAAGCUCCACAGUUUGGCUCAGCUCAGCUCCACUUUGUCAGAUCUCUUGACGUCGAUCCAGCCACAGAACACUGAGUCUAUGCUGAAGUUGGGAAGUCAAGUCUUUGACAGUGUCGCCUAUCUCCUCUAUGACUGCUUGGACUGGCGCAGGCAGCAUCAGAACUACCUAGACAGCAGCAUUUUCAUCAAUCUACCCACUGUUGUCGGGUCGGAUUUUCAACGUAAAGAGGGUGCGCGGCCCACGACUCCACAGUCCAAGAAGAAGACAGGUCAAGAAGCGGACAUGAAUUAUUAUAGCGACCUACUGAACCUGGUUCCACCUGAAGCUUGCUCAGUGCCCCUGAUCAUGCACUGUAUGCUGGAGCAGGUGGUGAUGUCCUCCGAGCAGUCUGACCUAGCACAGUCCCGCAUGGCGAAGAAGCCCAAACCCGCUGAUGCUUCCUGGUUGGACUACGAGCUGGUCCACUCCAUGCUCCAGAGCUGCCUUCCUCUGAUUCGCACAGAAGAGGAGCAAGGCCUCGUGUUAGAAGGCUUAGUGACGGUGGUGCAGAGUGAGGGAGACAAGAAGAGACUAGAGAAGAUGUUUGGAGCAGAGGAGGCCGAGAAGAAGUCGGAUGAUCCUUUGGUUAUCAGACACCAUGAUGAGAGGGCACUGCGCUUGAGGGAUAUCAGGGCUUCGAAGAGUUUUGAUCCAGCUGCGGUGGAGUUGUCCAUGAUAAAGUCGGGUCCAGUUUGGGAGCUGAUCCAUUCUGAGGCUGAUCCGAGAAAGAGCAGCUCCUGCUGGAUGGCCAUCAAACAGCAGCUGCAACACUACUGCACAGAUGAUGUUGUGUCAUGGCCCCAGGUGGAGCGUCUGCUUCAUCAGAGUGUGUUUGAAACUAUGCCACUGACCGGACUGGACCAAAAUAGUGUAAUACAGAAAGCUGCAGGAACACUGGGAGCACUGGAACCAGCACAGCAGCAGGAGCCACCCACAAUAAUCCCCUGGGACAACCCCCAAUCAUACUCUAAACAGCUGCUUUGUAAACCAAAGACUAAAGGUCCUACAUUUCUCACUGCGGAGCCUGGUAACACAGAGCAGCUCAUUGAGAGAGUGUGUCAGCCUCUGGAGCUAUCUGACAUCCAGAGCUGUAGGCUGAGGUCUCUGUUUGACUGGCAUUACACAGAACACCACGACCCUUCCAUCUUCCCACAGGUACUCCAGGUUGCAUCAGAGGAACACUGCUGCCUUGACACUUUCAGAGGAAGCCACAAUAACAUCCGAUACAUUUUUUGCCACAAUCCCCAAAGUCUCCAUUACCAGUGCAAGGAAUACUGGGAUGCAGUGCUUCACACUGAUGUCAAGUUCAGGACGUAUCUGGAGCAUGUUGCUGAUAUCAUAUCGGAUUGGACAAGAGAGGAGGAAUUAAAGAUAGAAGCAAUUCAACGCAGCCUUGAUGAGUCUACAGAAGAUGAAACGGCUAAAGAUUCUGCAGAGAAGGAGGAGGACACUUUGGGGACUGUCAUCAGAAAAGAGUCUCUUAAAGCCUUGAAGGCGGAGCAGGACCGGCUGAUGGAGGAGGAGAUGGCCAAGAAAUUAAAGAAGGAGAGUACACCGAAAGGCAAGAAGGGGAAGGAGGAGGCCAAGCCGACGGACAACAAGAAUGAUGUGCCAGUUCCGACCCCCGUAGAGUCCUCCACAGUGCCCCCUGGGGAGGAAAACGAGGAGCUGCAGCAGACGGAGGAACCCUUCCAUGGUUUCACAGGUUACAGCAUGGAUGGGAUGUUGAUCCAUGUGUCAGGUCGUCUCCAGCACCUUUUCCCCUCAGAUGGAGGACACAUCACUGUGGAGGAUAUCAUCUAUGUUGAAGGUUCCUGCCUAAUUAAAUUGGCUGUGAAGAAGGAUGGACAUCAUUUCUACACAUACAUCAACCAGGUUGUUAUUCCUCCUGCAAGACCUUCCUCUCAGCCCCCCAAAAAAGAAACCUCUGACAAAAAGUACGACUGUAAAGAGCCUGGGGAGGAGAAGAGAGUGAAGCAGGGCUCCCUCACAGCGGUGCUAAACAACGGAGUUCACCUCUCAUACAGCUUCUAUGGCCCCACAGGAGAAUUCAGAGCGAAUACCCAGGAAACAGACGGGGGCAUCACAGACACAACCACCCAAGUCCCUGCCCCUCCCACUUCCUCCUCUCAGGACCCCAAGAGUACAGACCUGGAUUCAGAUGCUGUCAAUAAACAAAUCCCAUCCAGCCAGAACAGUCCUCAGGUUUCACAAAACUUAUGUGAAGACCAGCCGGCACCAUUCAACGGUGUCAACCUGUCUGUCCCUACCGGCCUCAUGCUGCAGUUUCUGAGAGAGGAUAUUCCAGGAGAGUCCUCAGAGGUGCAGGUUAGACAGAGCUUUCCUCUCCAUGGUAGGGAGGAGGUGUGGCAGCCUCUGGACCCCUCCCUCGCCAAGGAACUGUCCCGCAUUGUCACCAGCCAGGGAGCUGUGAUCCGUUACAUGAGAGAUGGGUCCACGGAGGUGCUGUUUGCAGAUGGGUCAGUCAGUUUCAGCCAGGAUGGUGGUCCAGUGUGGGUGCCUGACUCUGAGGUCAAGGAGGAAACCACUCCUAAAGUCAACAUGAAAGAACAGAGCAAAGAGAAGGCGGCUGAUGCUCAGAGAGGCUGUUGGUUAACUACGACUCCCUCUGGGGCUCGCAUCUGCACAGUGGGGACAACACACAAACACCUACCCACCAUCCCUGUUCUCGCCUUCAAGGCUACGGACUCCCUAACUCAUGAGGUGAUGCUGAGCAGGGAGGAUCUGGUGGUUUCUGUCCACAACUCAGAUGGAUCUACAGUUGUGGAUCAUGCAGAUGGAACCCGGAUCACCAGUCUCCACCAAGAGAGACCAUCAAACACAGAGGAGCAACAUAAGAGUGUGACUCUUAACGCCACUUCUGAAUGUGUGUGCGGCUGCACCGAGUGUGUGUGUGUCGCAUGCUGCGCAGACAACAUCAAUGAGAACAUCAGUCAGGAUGCCCGCAACACUGGAGACGAGAAAAGCAGGGACAACGCAGGGAAAGCAUGUGGCAAGGAGGACGAUAGAACAGAGAUGAUGGCCUGUGAGGAUGUUUGCGAUGAAAGGGAGUGUGACGAAAAUGCAUUGUGUAAGAAUUGUGUGGAGAGUGUGUUUGCAAAAGAGAAUGGGGAGACAAGUGCACGUGAAAAAGGUAGCGUGUCGACCAAAGAGAGAGUGAUGUUGGUGGAGAAGGAGGGCUACGCUACAGUGGUGAUGUAUCCAGAGAGACACACGGCUCACGUCUUUUUGGCUGAUGGAACUGUCAUCACUGGGAACAUCCAAGGAGCCUAUCAGGUGUUCCCACCCACCGGCCUCCUGCAGAUCCAAAGUGACGGCAAGUGUGUCUACUCCUCUGACCCACUUGUAAACCCCAGUCCGAUGGGUGAUACUCCCACAAACCAACCGGGAAGCUACACCAUGAGUCACACAGACAAGGUGGCCUGUGAUAUUACAGACGCUGAUGGGAACCACUUCCAGGUGACGGAGGAUGGGCAGGUGUCAGUGCUGAACGUCAAUCCCACUCUGAGCACGCUGAAACACGACGAGGAAGAGGAAGAGGAAGACCGGGAAGUGUCCAGGCUUCAUGACAAAUAUGGAAAACAUUGUCCUAGGCUGUUUCUGGUACAUGAGGACGGCUCAGGUACUGAACUGCUUCGCUCUCAAACUGUGGAGGAGCUGCUCUACCAGGCGGACUCCGACCCUGCCGUAGCAGUGUGGAAGGAACCACUGCCGGACACACAAGAUGAAUUUGGGAUUACUAUCCUCAAGCCCAGGCACCAGAGUGUGGGUUCCCAGUGGAUGCUAGGGAAACAGAACCCUGACAUAACCCCUCCCAACAUCAGAAACCGCAACUGGCGUGACUUCCCUAGAAAAGAGGAGAAAAGCCCAGGUCCUGCAUUUGGUACCAACAUGGGACGAGGUCUGACUCUGAGAGAUUGGCCCGCUAGUUCUACAGCACAGCACCAACAUGCCUGGAGCUUCCCUAAAGUCCUGGAGAUGAGGGAACUGUGCCAGCACCAACCAUGUAGCAGGCUGUUCAAAAAUACUAUAGAUGCACGACUGAAGAAAUAUAUCGAGAGCUUGAUGGAGAGGGAGCAGCGAUCAGAAGCCAUGAAGGUCAAAGACCCUCGCACUGAUAAGGAGAGUGUCCACGCCAGUGAUCUGCUCAAUCUGGUCCAGUCUUUCAGAGAGGAAGAGGAUACAAAUCCCACCUCUGUGAAGAGGACUCCAGCGGACAUUGGGAGUCUCUACAACCAAGGUAUUAGAGCUGAAGAUCAACAGCCGGAUAUUUCCAAAAGCACAAGCUCGGCAGAGAGUGACAGUUCUGUUAAUGAAAAAAAGUCAAAAUGGACUGGAAAACAUGCACAAUACAGACAGGAGGUGUGUGAGGAGAAGGCUUGUAGAGUGGCUUUGAGAAGGAAGAGCAUUGUUCCAUAUUUCCACCCAGAAAAUAUUCAACUGUACCAGCUGCAGAACCAAGCACCAAACAUGAAGAGGCUCUCCAUGGAUCUUCCACUAAUCCCUAAGUCACACUGUGCCCAGGCCUUUCUGAAGAAUGCUCCUCAGGAAAACACCCCACGACCUUUAAACCCAACACCUACUCAGUCUUCUAGUCGUGCAGCAGGAAGUGAUGGGCUGCCUCUGAGGAGACCCACUAACCCCACACCUCAGACUGCUGGUGAAAGCAGACAGAAGGGUUCACCUAGGCAUUUUAAGUCUGUCCAGGUGGAUGUGAUUGGAGAGCCAAGGAGGUCUAAAGUCCAACUACCGACCUCCAUCCUCGCCUCUAAACCCCGCAGCAUGCCAAAUCAACAGUUCCUCUCAUUGGACGAGCCAUUGAGGAGGAGGUGUCGAACGGUUUCUCUGAUCAAUCCAGAUGUUGUAGUGAGGGGCUUCGUGUUCCUCCCGCCCAGCGUGGACUUCGGCACAGUGCGGGAGGGCACCUCGUCAUUCAUCACUGUGGUGAUGAGGAACGUGGGAGUUGACACCUGCAGGUUUCACUUGAAACAGCCUCGCGCUUCCACAGGCCUCCGUGUCAUCUACAAUCCUGGGCCUGUGGCUGCCGGGUUGCAGGUUGAACUGCAGGUUCAGCUGUUUGCCAAGUGUACAUCCCAAGCAGGAGAUGUAGAGACAAAAAAAGACAUCUCCCAGGAUAUUAUCAUCCACACUGAGACAGACAUCUUCUUCCUGCCAGUCGCUGCCAUCAUCCUUCCUGUGAGGUCGUAUGACAUUUUGCUUAAGGACAGGACCAGUGCAUCCAAAAGGAAAAGCUCCAGGGUUCUCAGGCUCUCUUCCAGUCUGCCAGAUGGUCAGGGUGUCACACCCAGACGACCCGAUACCCUCCUGACCAGUUCUGCUGCAAAACCAGGAAAUCUGAAUCGCUCCACGAGUCGAUGAGGAAAACACAGCAACACCAUCUUUAUUCUGAUUUCUCAUUAUUCUCAUUAUUAUUCAUAAGCAGUAAUAAUUUGAAUAGAUUUUGUUGUUUUCCCCCCCAAAUAAAAUCCUUAUUAACACAUGAA
Limanda limanda (common dab) is the source of this 9164-nucleotide messenger RNA. RefSeq names its product sperm associated antigen 17 (gene spag17). Gene Ontology annotation, cellular component: axonemal central apparatus. The record is from RefSeq and is a predicted model, not a curated record. Bases 2752 to 9039 code for a protein of 2095 amino acids. NCBI's taxonomy places the organism in Eukaryota, Metazoa, Chordata, Actinopteri, Pleuronectiformes, Pleuronectidae. Gene Ontology annotation, biological process: axonemal central apparatus assembly; epithelial cilium movement involved in extracellular fluid movement. The transcript is spliced from 50 exons.